UACUUAGUUUACUUCGAAUUCGAUUAAAUUCAAAAAAAAAUGUUUGUUAAUCCAAAAAAAAUCUUUUUUGUAUCAUUUUUAAUAAUUCUCGCGAAUUUAAAUGCAACAAAAAGUGACUUAAUCCAAGAAAAAGAGAAUAAAUUAACCCCUUUAAGAUUCUUGGCUCAAAAAGAAGCAGGAAAUUCCGUUUUUAAUUAUUUCCGAAGCGUUUUAGACCAAGUUCAAGAAACUUACAACUCAGCUUUAUCCUCGGCUAGGCAAAAUCCGGCCAUCCAACGCUUAGAAGGUAGAAUUAAAGGAAUGAAACAAUCUUUAGGGUUACCUCAACACAAUUUAUUAAUCAAACCUUAAUUACAACUCAAAAUCAUCUUAAUUAUAACUCAAAAUCAUCUUAAUUAAAACUCAA
Molecule: messenger RNA, 406 nt
Organism: Onthophagus taurus
Lineage: Eukaryota; Metazoa; Arthropoda; Insecta; Coleoptera; Scarabaeidae
Source: RefSeq, a predicted model, not a curated record